Corylus avellana is the source of this 945-nucleotide messenger RNA. The record is from RefSeq and is a predicted model, not a curated record. Lineage: Eukaryota; Viridiplantae; Streptophyta; Magnoliopsida; Fagales; Betulaceae.
AUGGGACUCCUUGCCGAUUUAAUACUAAAAUCAGGCUGUCGUGGGUUGUCUGAGAGCGAUGUCAGAAAGCACACAAAGGCUAUACUUGUGGGGUUGAAACACAUUCAUGCUCGUGGCUUCGUUCACUGUGACUUGAAGCCUGAUAAUGUUCUGUUUGUGCCUACUGCUGAUGGGUUUGAGGUGAAAAUUGCUGAUUUUGGAUUGGCAAAGAGAGUUCACAGUUGCCAGGCAGAGACAGAGACAGAGACUCCAUCUUGGAGAGGAACUUCCUGGUUUUUAGCUCCAGAAUGUGUAAUUUACGGGCUACAAGAGGCCUUCUCUGAUAUAUGGGCUCUUGGAUGCACCGUGCUUAUCAUGCUCACUGGACAACUACCGUGGGCUACCAUGUCUGGUUCAAAGGAGUUUGAAGAUCUUAUGUCUCAAAUUCGGUCUGAAUCAGUGCCUGACAUUCCGGACGAGAUAUCAAACGUGGCAAAGGAUUUCUUGAAGUGCUGUUUUGCAAUAAAUCCCAUGCACAGAUUGACAGCUGAUGCGCUGUUAGAUCACCCAUUUUUGGAGGAUUUAGAUGAGACAGAUUCUUCUUCACAUGCUCAACUAUCAAAAGAAGAAGCUUCAAAUGCUAAGAGGAUUAAAUGCAGUCCCUCGUCUUUUCCUUUUGGGUGUAGCUUCAUACCAUUGUCGGAUUUUUCAUCACAAGAGGCAGAGGUUCCAGAGAUUCGAGCUGAAAAUACAAACGCGGUCACAUCUUUUCCUUCUGGGUGUAGUUUCAUACCCCUACCAGAUUCUUCAUCAGAAGAGGGAGAGGAGGAGGACAUCCGACAACCUGCUGAUUCUUCUGCUGAGCAAAUUAGCUGGAGUGCAGUUUUCCCAAAACCACUCAUCCGCUCAAGGCCUUUAGCUCAUUGGCAACAUCCCUUUGCUUUCACAGCUUGUGCCGGGGCUUAG